AUGGAAACUCAAACUCAGCCACACACCACAGCGCAGCCCACCCCCGUCAGGCACGGCUUGGCGCGGGCGGUGGCGCGGGCGGUUAAGCGGCAGGCAGCAGGGGCACAGAAUAGUUUUGAUGAGGAGCAUGUUUUAGCUUUAAUUCUGAAUAAAGACUUGGAAAAAACAAAAUGUAUAGAAAAAUUGAAAAAAUAUUGCCAAGAAUUAAAUGAAGUAAAUCUAAAAAUAGAACAAGUACACGAAAAAUUAAAAGAUUUUUGUGAUAAUGGAAAAGCAGAUACAAAAUGUCAAAGUCUACAAACCAAAGUUAUGGGAAAAUGUACAGAUUUUAAAACAAAAAAGUUAGAACCAGCAUUAAAGGAUCCAUCAGAUGAUAAUUGCAAAGAGAAUGAACGACAAUGCCUAUUUUUGGAAGGAGCGUGUCCAAAUGAACUUAAAGAGAAAUGUAGCGAACUAAGAAAUAAAUGUUACCAGAGAAAACGUGACGGAGUAGCAGAAGAAGUCCUUUUGAGGGCACUUCAUGGGGAUUUAGAAAACACAACUGAAUGCGAAAAGAAAAUCAAAAAUGUUUGCCCAAAAAUAGGCCAAGAAAGUGAUGAGUUGACAAUGUUAUGUCUUGAUCAACAAGCAACAUGCGUAAGUCUUGUAGCAAAAGGAAAAAGUAAGUGUAGUGUUUUGAAACAAAAAGUCGAAGAAGCACUUAAGGAGAAAAAUGAACUACGAGGAAAAUGUCUACCAUUACUUGAGCAAUGUUACUUUCACAGAGGGAACUGCAAAAAAGAUGCAUCACAAUGCAAACCUCAAAAUAAAGACUGCGAGGACUAUCUACCAAAAUGUGAUGAAUUAGCAAAAGAAUGUGGAAAAAAGGGCGUCAUUUAUAUACAUCCAGGGCCCGAUUUCGAUCCAACUAAGCCAGAGCCUACAGUAGCAGAGGACAUAGGGCUAGAAGAGCUUUAUAAGAGGGCAGAGGAGGAUGGAGUUUUUAUUGGAAGACAACAAGUAAGAGAUGCGACAGCUUUGUUGGCGUUGUUGGUUAAAAAAGAUAAUACCGGAAAUAAUGAUAUCGGAAAAAAAUGUAAUGAGAUUCUCGAAAAUAAAUGCAAAAACUCUCAUGAACAUGAGGCCUUGGAAAAACUAUGUGCAAAAAAUGCUGCAAAUAACAUUGGAAAGGAAAAGUGCAAAGAAUUGGAGGAAGAUAUUAAAAAAACAUGUAAUAUUUUCGCGUCAAAGCUUAUAAAUAAUCAUCUUUUUGAUCCAAAAAAAGGAAAUAAUGGAAUUAUUGGAUGGGGAGGAUUGCCAACAUUCCUUAGCAACGAAGAUUGUACAAAAUUAGAGUCCUAUUGUUUCUAUUUUGAAAAAAAAUGUCAAGAUGGCGAAAAAUCAUGUGCGAAUGUAAGGGCAGCGUGUUAUAAGAGAGGGCUUGAUGCACGGGCAAAUAAAGUGCUGCAAGAAAAUAUGCGAGGAAUGUUACAUGGUUCAAACAAAAGCUGGCUUGAAAAGUUUCAACAAGAAUUAGUAAAAGUAUGCAAGGAACUAAAAGAAAAUAAAGAAAAUUUCCCAAACGAUGAACUAUUUGCUCUGUGUGUACAGCCAGCAAAAGCAGCCCGGUUGCUUACACAUGAUCUUCGAAUGAAAACUAUCUUUUUACGACAACAGUUGGAUAAAAGGCGAGAUUUUCCGACAGACAAGGACUGCAAAGAAUUAGGGAGAAAAUGUCAAGAUUUAGGAGAGGAUUCAAAAGAAAUUACGUGGCCAUGUCAUACAUUGGAGCAGCAAUGUAAUCGUUUAGGAACUACAGAAAUUUUAAAACAGGUUUUACUAGAUGAACACAAGGAUACUUUGAAAGAUCAAGAAAGUUGUGUAAAAUAUCUAAAAGAAAAGUGUAAUAAAUGGUCUAGAAGAGGCGAUGACCGUUUCUCUUUUGUAUGUGUCUUCCAAAAUGCUACGUGUGAGCUGAUGGUAAAAGACGUACAAGAUAGGUGCAAAGUAUUCAAAGAAAAUAUAGAGAAUUCAAAAAUCAUUGGAUUUCUUAAAAAUAACACGGAUAAAAUAACAAGAUUAGCAAAUGUUUGCCCAUUUUGGGACCCAUAUUGUGAUAAAUUUUCGCCUAAUUGUCUAGAUCUUUUAAAAAAGGAUACUUGUACAAAAAUUAAAAAACAUUGUAAACCAUUUUAUGAAAGAAAAGCCUUGGAAGACUCUCUCAAGGUUGAACUUCGAGGAAAGUUGAAUAAGAAAAAUGAAUGUACUACAGCAUUAGAAGGAUAUUGUACAAUAGCAGGAAACGUAAAUAAUGCGUCAAUCAAAAGUUUAUGUAAAGAUACUACUGAUAACAAGUCUAAAAAGGAUGACAAUAAAGUUAGAGAAGAGCUCUGUGAGAAAUUAGUGGAAGAAGUGAAAGAACAAUGUAAAACAUUACCAACAGAAUUAGAACAACCAGAAAAAGAUUUACAAGAAGAUUAUAAGACAUAUAAGGAACUUAAGAAACAGGCAGAAGAAGCAAUGAACAAGUCCAAUCUUGUAUUAUCACUCGUUAAGAAAAACGAAAGUAAUGCAUCAAAAGGUAAUAGUAAGGAUAAGAAGAAUGCUGUUUCAAACGAGCAAGAUACCACAAAACAUGCGAAAAUACUACGGAGAGAAGUUAAGGAUGUAUCGGUAACGGAAUCGGAAGUUAAAGCAUUUGAUUUGACAGCAGAAGUAUUAGGAAGAUAUAUAGAUUUAAAGGAAAAAUGUAAUAAAUUGACCUCAGAUUGCGGGAUUAAAGACGAUUGCGAUGCUUUAAAAAGUGUGUGUAAAAAGAUACAAGGAGUAUGUUCGAAAUUAGAACCACUGAAAGUGAAGCCACACGAAACAGUAACAAAAACAAAUAUAACCACGGUCACAGAAACAGUCAAAGAAGCAGAAAAAACAGGAGAUAGCGAAAAAUGCAAAUCUCUCAGCACAACAGACACAUGGGUUACACAGACAUCGACACACACAAGCACGUCUACCAUCACAUCUACGAUUACAUCAAAAAUAACACUCACAUCAACGAGGCGUUGCAAACCAACCAAGUGUACGACAGGGGAUGAUGCAGAGGACGUGAAGCCGAGUGAGGGAUUGAAGAUGAGUGGGUGGAGCGUGAUGAGGGGGGUGAUAUUAGCAAUGAUGAUUUCGUUCAUGAUUUAG
Molecule: messenger RNA, 3165 nt
Organism: Pneumocystis jirovecii RU7
Lineage: Eukaryota; Fungi; Ascomycota; Pneumocystomycetes; Pneumocystales; Pneumocystaceae
Exons: 1
Coding region: 1-3165 (1054 amino acids)
Source: RefSeq, a predicted model, not a curated record